UUGCUACUUUUCUUUGCGAGCCAGUCCAGCUCCUCUUCCUCUCUGUGAGUCCCUCAUUCUCUCUAAUCUGUGCUCCUGCUCGCUCGCAUGGCGACCGCCGCCGCAGCUCUGGAGCCCUGAAUGAGCAGUGCGCGUGCGUGCGCGCGGGGCUCACGGGCGCGUGGCCGUCGAGUUCCCUCUCUCCCGCCCCCUCCGUUCCUCUAUAACUUGGCUGGAUUGGAGGAGGCGCCGCCGGAGUCGGAGGGCGGGGAGCUCGGAGGAGGGAGCUUGAGAGUUGUGGAGACUAGUGACUGGGAGAAGUCGUAUCCUGCUCUCGUCGGCUUCCUCCCGCUCCCUGUCUCCCUCGCUCUCACACCUACUUCGCUGCCCGCUUCAGCCCGCGCCCUCGCUCCUUCUCUUGCUAGGAGAUCCCAGCACUUGGUUCUCCGGUUCUCGGCUCGGCGGGGGCGCCCCGGGGGUGCCCUCGCCCUCCCGUUGCGGGCGGACGGGCGGGCGGUAUGUGGCGUUUGGUGCCCCCGAAGCUGGGCCGCCUGUCCCGCUCGCUGAAGCUGGCGGCGCUGGGCAGCCUGUUGGUGCUGAUGGUGCUGCACUCGCCGUCGCUGCUUGCCUCUUGGCAGCGCAACGAACUGGCCGAUCGGCGCUUUCUGCAGCUCAAUAAGUGCCCGGCAUGUUUCGGUACGAGCUGGUGCCGCCGCUUCCUGAACGGGCAGGUGGUGUUCGAGGCGUGGGGUCGUCUGCGCUUGCUGGACUUCCUCAACGUGAAGAACGUUUACUUCGCGCAGUACGGCGAGCCCCGUGAGGGCGGCCGCCGCCGCGUGGUGCUCAAGCGCCUUGGCUCGCAGCGAGAGCUGGCGCAGCUCGACCAAAGCAUCUGCAAGCGGGCCACCGGUCGGCCCCGCUGCGACCUGCUCCAGGCCAUGCCCCGGACUGAGUUCGCGCGCCUCAACGGAGACGUGCGGCUGCUCACGCCCGAGGCAGUGGAGGGCUGGUCUGACCUGGUGCACUGCCCGUCGCAGCGCCUGCUCGACCGCCUGGUGCGCCGUUACGCCGAGACCAAGGACUCUGGCAGCUUCCUGCUCCGCAACCUCAAGGACUCGGAGCGCAUGCAGCUUUUGCUGACUCUGGCCUUCAACCCUGAGCCAUUGGUGCUACAGAGUUUUCCAUCUGAUGAAGGUUGGCCGUUUGCAAAAUAUCUUGGAGCUUGUGGAAGAAUGGUGGCUGUAAAUUAUGUUGGAGAAGAGCUGUGGAGUUAUUUUAAUGCACCAUGGGAAAAACGAGUUGACCUUGCUUGGCAAUUAAUGGAAAUAGCAGAGCAGCUUACAAACAAUGACUUUGAAUUUGCACUCUACCUCCUGGAUGUCAGCUUUGACAAUUUUGCAGUUGGUCCUAGAGAUGGGAAGGUAAUCAUUGUGGAUGCGGAAAAUGUUUUGGUUGCUGACAAACGAUUAAUCAGACAGAAUAAACCUGAAAACUGGGAUGUAUGGUAUGAAAGCAAAUUUGAUGACUGUGAUAAGGAGGCUUGUUUAUCAUUUUCAAAAGAAAUUCUUUGUGCUCGUGCCACCGUGGACCACAAUUACUAUGCUGUUUGUCAGAACCUUUUGUCCAGACAUGCCACCUGGCGUGGCACUUCUGGAGGACUCCUUCAUGAUCCACCAAGUGAAAUUGCCAAAGAUGGCCGCCUAGAGGCCUUGCUAGAUGAGUGUGCCAACCCAAAGAAGCGCUAUGGCAGAUUCCAGGCAGCAAAAGAACUGCGAGAGUACCUAGCACAAUUAAGUAACAACGUGAGGUAG
Orycteropus afer afer is the source of this 1790-nucleotide messenger RNA. It is a transcript of the gene DIPK2A, whose product is annotated as divergent protein kinase domain 2A. Gene Ontology annotation, biological process: regulation of phosphatidylinositol 3-kinase/protein kinase B signal transduction; cardiac muscle cell proliferation. Gene Ontology annotation, cellular component: COPI vesicle coat. The record is from RefSeq and is a predicted model, not a curated record. NCBI's taxonomy places the organism in Eukaryota, Metazoa, Chordata, Mammalia, Tubulidentata, Orycteropodidae.